Messenger RNA from Cuscuta europaea, 3991 nucleotides. The record is from the annotation of a GenBank genome assembly. NCBI's taxonomy places the organism in Eukaryota, Viridiplantae, Streptophyta, Magnoliopsida, Solanales, Convolvulaceae.
CUAGAUUAUAGGGAGGAGUAUGGAACACUAUUUUCCUUUGCUUUGUUUCUCCUACUCAUCAGCUCAAAGAAAAAUCAGCCCCGCCUUCUUUGUCAGCUGCAAGCCCUGCUAGGCCAUUUCUAUAUUUUCUACGCAACACGGCAACACCCAUUAUCUGUUCUGUUUUCUGGUACACCUGCAGGAAUUUCUAAUCGUACAUACACUUCAACUCCGUAGUUGAACCUUCCAAUCUUACACGUCAUUUGAAUGUGCACUCAACCCAUUCUUAAUACGCACAGACGCAGAUUUAGAUACGUAUUCACUCGUAUUCAUUGAGCAAUUCCAUUUGUCAUCUGGGACAAUUCGGGAUAAGGAUACGGCUAUGGAUAGUGGACGAGGGGGACAUGACAUUGAAGGCUCCGAGGACAAUGCAGUUUUCUCGCCGGGAUCUCUGGGGCGGAGCAAGUAUCGUCCUGUGGUGGCGCACGACAAUGAUCGGGCCGUGCUUGAGAUGUCGUCUAUUGAUCUUGGAUCUUCCUCUUCUUCAUAUCCUCCUCACGAUCUCAAGAAAAUUAAAGUGGGGGAGGAACCAAAGACGUCCUCCGAUGGCAGAGACGGCUCUUUACCUAAUCAUGGGAAUGUGACCGAGGCAGAGUCCAAAUUAGAAUUAUUUGGCUUUGACUCUCUCGUCAAUAUUCUAGGUCUUAAGAGUAUGAUAGGGGAUCAAAUGCCAAGCCCAUCACGUCUCCGUGAUGGUGAUGAUGCAACUAUCACUAUUGGCCGCCAAAGGCCUGCUGCUGUGAAGUCGGGAACAAUGAUGGGAGUUUUUGUGCCAUGCUUGCAAAACAUUUUGGGAAUCAUCUACUAUAUAAGAUUUUCCUGGCAAGUUUUUCACUUUCAUUAGAGAUAAAUCUCCAGUUUUAAGUUGUAUUGUAAUUGUGAUUUGUGAAAAGAUUUUAUAAUAUUUUUCUUUGUUUAUGAGGUUGAAUGCAUGAGCUUGGAAUUUGGAAAUACAUUUCUGUUACUAGUUGAUGGUUACGUUGACCAUUCAUCGUAUGAUCAUGUGAUUUGCAGGAUAGUUGGAAUGGCCGGUAUUGGGGAGUCAUUGAUGCUAGUGGCCUUCUGUGGUUCCUGUACUUUCCUCACUACAAUAUCACUCAGUGCUAUUGCAACUAAUGGUGCAAUGAAGGGUGGUGGACCUUACUAUCUUAUUGGGCGAGCAUUGGGCCCGGAGGUUGGUGUCAGUAUUGGACUGUGUUUUUUCCUGGGGAACGCAAUCUCUGGAGCAAUGUAUGUAUUGGGAGCUGUAGAGACUUUCUUGAAUGCUGUACCAGCGGCAGGAAUUUUUAGAGAAACGGUCACGAGGGUUAAUGGCACAGCGAUUGCCGAGCCCAUCACGAGACCUAGCUUGCACGACUUGCAGAUUUAUGGGGUUGUCGUGACUAUUAUUCUAUGUUUCAUAGUAUUUGGGGGCGUCAAAAUGAUCAACCGUGUUGCACCAGCUUUCCUCGUUCCUGUUUUAUUCUCAUUAUGCUGCAUAUUUCUUGGCAUAUUUUUGGCGAGGAAGGAUCAUCCAUCAGCGGGAAUCACAGGACUGAGUUUGGAAUCUUUCAGAGACAACUGGAGUUCGGAUUAUCAGAUGACUAAUAAUGCUGGAAUUCCAGAUCCUAACGGGAAGAUAUACUGGAGUUUCAAUGCAUUGGUAGGUCUGUUUUUUCCAGCUGUGACAGGCAUCAUGGCAGGCUCUAAUCGUUCAGCCUCACUGAAAGACACCCAGCGUUCUAUUCCCAUCGGAACCUUAGCAGCCACUGUGGCAACCACCAGCCUAUAUAUUUUUACUGUGUUUUUCUUUGGAUCUGUGGCAACUAGAGAAAAGCUUUUGACUGACAGGUUAUUGACAGCUACAGUUGCUUGGCCUUUCCCAGCCGUUGUUUAUGCUGGAAUCAUUCUUUCCACCUUGGGUGCAGCUCUUCAGAGUUUAACUGGUGCUCCACGGCUUCUUGCAGCUAUAGCUAAUGAUGACAUUCUCCCCGUCCUUAAUUACUUCAGGGUGGCAGAUGGGGGAGAGCCUAAUGCUGCCACACUCUUUACUGCCUUCAUUUGCAUUGGAUGUGUCGUUAUUGGGAAUCUAGAUCUUAUCUCUCCCACGACAACAAUGUUUUAUCUUCUAUGCUAUGGUGGUGUGAACUUAUCCUGCUUUCUUCUGGAUCUUUUGGAUGCUCCUAGCUGGCGUCCAAGGUGGAAAUUUCAUCACUGGAGCCUUUCUCUUGUUGGAGCAUUGCUUUGCAUAGUCAUUAUGUUUUUGAUAUCUUGGAUGUUCACUGUGGUGGCGUUGGCCUUGGCUACUCUCAUCUAUUACUAUGUCUGCCUCAAAGGAAAAGCUGGAGACUGGGGCGAUGGCUUUAAGAGUGCAUAUUUUCAGCUUGCAUUACGUAGCCUACGCUCUCUGGGAGCAACUCAAGUACACCCAAAAAACUGGUAUCCUAUACCCCUAGUAUUUUGUCGGCCAUGGGGCAAGCUGCCAGAGAAUGUACCUUGCCAUCCUAAACUUGCUGACUUUGCCAACUGCAUGAAGAAAAAAGGAAGAGGAAUGACCAUCUUUUUUUCCAUAAUGGAUGGAGAUUACCAUGAAUGCGCCGAGGAUGCCAAGGCAGCUUGUAAGCAGCUAAGUGCUUACAUCGACUACAAGAAUUGUGAGGGUGUAGCUGAAAUCGUUGUUGCCCCUAACAUGACUGAAGGGUUCAGAGGCAUAGUCCAGACGAUGGGCCUGGGAAAUCUCAAGCCCAAUAUAAUCGUCAUGCGAUACCCCGAAAUUUGGCGACGUGAAAACUUAACCGAAAUUCCCGCCACCUUUACUGGGAUAAUAAAUGACUGCAUUGUAGCAAACAAAGCUGUUGUUAUUGUCAAGGGACUGGAUGAGUGGCCUAACGAGUAUCAAAGACAGUUUGGGACGAUUGAUUUGUAUUGGAUUGUGAGAGAUGGUGGGCUUAUGCUCCUUCUUUCUCAGCUACUCCUAACCAAAGAGAGCUUUGAGGGUUGUAAGAUUCAGGUUUUCUGCAUAGCCGAGGAGGACUCUGAUGCCGAGGAACUCAAGGCCGACGUGAAGAAAUUCCUUUACGAUCUACGCAUGCAGGCUGAGGUCAUCAUCAUCUCGAUGAAGUCAUGGGAGGAGCAGCAGCAAGAAUCGGUGGAGGCGUUUAGCAGUGCACAGGAAAGAAUCGCUAACUACUUGGCAGAGAUGAAGGAAAAGACCCAGGGACGGGGCCCAGGGGGGAAUCAUUUCAUGGCUGAUGGGAAGAGUGUGGUUGUGAAUGAACACCAGGUGGAGAAGUUCUUACACACGACAUUGAAGCUCAACUCAAUGAUACUGAAAUAUUCCAGAAUGGCUGCGGUUGUGCUUGUGAGUUUACCGCCCCCACCUCUCAACCAUCCUUCUUACUUUUACAUGGAAUAUAUGGACCUCUUGGUGGAGAAUGUCCCUAGGUUGUUGAUUGUGCGGGGAUACCGUAGAGAUGUUGUCACAUUGUUUUCUUAGUUUCUCAUAGAUUUGUUAUGUGUUCCCUAAUUACCCAAAAAAAGAGGGGGUGUACACAGUGCUGGAUCUCAUACGCAAUUGGAGGGUGGUUGUGGUAUUUAGGCCUCAUUUCUCAUGUUUUUGCAAGGAGGUGGGUUAGAACCCUGAACCUCCAUGACACAAGGGGAAAGUCUUCAGAAGUUGCCCGCCCUGAUUACAAACAAACAAACAUUCAUUUUAUGCUUCCUUAGUACAUCCCUUUUAUUUCAACUGUGUAGUUUCAGAUUUUCAUUGCUUUUCUCUUACCUCUUUGGGGAUGUAACAAUUUCUCCUAUAUAGAAUUCAUUCUUUUUAGCGCCAGAGUAGAUGCAUAUCUUGGUUCAUUUAUUGUCUUUUGAGUAAUGACUUGGUGGACACUGGACAGUGGACUUGGUGUACGGAAAAUACAGGAUAUGAGGUGAAAUCAACCUCAUGAGCCUAAUGAAUUCAUUAAGCCCC